Messenger RNA from Hemiscyllium ocellatum (epaulette shark), 348 nucleotides. RefSeq names its product SH3 domain-binding glutamic acid-rich-like protein 3. Gene Ontology annotation, cellular component: cytoplasm. The record is from RefSeq and is a predicted model, not a curated record. NCBI's taxonomy places the organism in Eukaryota, Metazoa, Chordata, Chondrichthyes, Orectolobiformes, Hemiscylliidae. Bases 34 to 348 code for a protein of 104 amino acids. The transcript has 3 exons.
ACAACAGCUUCGCUUCACUUGAGGUCGUCACUGAUGAUGUUACCUAGCCAGGUCAGAUCUCAACAGUCAGAAGUGGAAAGAGUGUUGGAAAUAAAACAAAUAAGCUACAAACUGAUCGAUGUUUCAGUCAGUGAAGAAAUCCUGGAAGAGAUGAGGAAUAGGACAGGCAAUUCCACCGCUCUUCCACCACAAAUAUUCAAUGAUGAUUGCUACUGCGGGGAUUACUGGCAGUUUUAUGAUGCUGUGGAGAACGAAGAGAUUGAUCACUUUUUAAAACUGAAAGAGAAAGAGAAGUUUGACUGUAAAGUUUCAACUGUCUGCAAUGAAAAUUAUACUGCGGAAAGCUGA